Messenger RNA from Cyclopterus lumpus (lumpfish), 1105 nucleotides. It is a transcript of the gene ptger1c, whose product is annotated as prostaglandin E receptor 1c (subtype EP1). The record is from RefSeq and is a predicted model, not a curated record. Gene Ontology annotation, cellular component: plasma membrane. The transcript is spliced from 2 exons. NCBI's taxonomy places the organism in Eukaryota, Metazoa, Chordata, Actinopteri, Perciformes, Cyclopteridae. Gene Ontology annotation, molecular function: thromboxane receptor activity; prostaglandin E receptor activity. Gene Ontology annotation, biological process: positive regulation of cytosolic calcium ion concentration; adenylate cyclase-activating G protein-coupled receptor signaling pathway; inflammatory response. The coding region runs from base 1 to 1080 and encodes 359 amino acids.
AUGACUUCAUUUUCUACCUCUUCAACGCCAUCCACCCUCCACCAGAACCUGAGGAUGAACUCCUCUGAGCAGCCCAGUCCCUGGCCGAACAACAGCACCUGGCCACCCGUUAAAUCUUCAAGUUUGGGGAUGUCCUGCUUCACUAUGAUAUUUGGCGCCAUCUCCAACCUUACGGCUCUGGGCAUCCUGGCUAAGUCCCGUGUGCGAUUCCGCCGCCAAUCCAAAGCACCAUUUCUGCUACUGACGGUGGCUUUGCUUUUGGCUGACCUUGCGGGUCAUGUGAUCCCAGGCGCAUUUGCUUUGUACCUGCACAUAGAUCAGAGGUAUAGAAUACAGGCUGAGAAGCCCACCAAAGAAUUCUGUCAGAUCUUUGGGGCAAGUAUGGUGUUUUUUGGCUUAUGCUCUUUGCUGCUGGGUUGUGCCAUGGCAGUGGAGCGCUGUGUGGCCAUCACUAAGCCCUUUUUCCACGCUGCCAUGGUCACAUUGGGUCACGUGUGGCGAGUUGUGUUACUUCUGUCCUCUCUUGCACUCGUGCUGGCAGUUCUACCUUUAUUUGAUGUGGGCACUUACACUACCCAGUCUCCUGGGACAUGGUGUUUCUUGCCUAUCCAUGAUCCACAGUCUACAGCGGACACCAAUCUGGCUCUGGCCUUCUCCUGCCUGGGCCUCACUGCACUCACGUUUUCCCUACUCUGCAACAUCCUGAGUGGUCUGGCAUUGCUGCAGGCCAGGUUGAAGUCCCACAGUGUUAAUGCAAAAUCAUCAGCUCGCAGCACUCGUCGUACAUCUUCCACGUCUUCCUCUUUGUUUUGUUCGUUGGAUGUGGAGAUGAUGGCACAACUGGCAGUGAUCACUGUGGUUUCCUGUGUAUGCUGGAGCCCCUUUCUUAUCCACAUUCUUGUGAUGCAGUUCAACGAAAGAACCUCAACCCAUGAGAAAGAUGGGUUCAUUCUCCUGAGCUUACGCAUGGCCUCCUGGAAUCAGAUCUUGGACCCUUGGGUUUACAUCUUACUGAGGAAGGCAGUGCUUUUCCGACUUUGUUACUUUGUUGUGCCUUCUACGCACAGAGACCCACAGUGAGAGAAAAUAGGUCCUGUGCAGAAAC